Messenger RNA from Carya illinoinensis, 1153 nucleotides. Its product is annotated as ras-related protein RABA2a-like. Gene Ontology annotation, cellular component: endosome. The coding region runs from base 196 to 843 and encodes 215 amino acids. The transcript has 2 exons. The record is from RefSeq and is a predicted model, not a curated record. NCBI's taxonomy places the organism in Eukaryota, Viridiplantae, Streptophyta, Magnoliopsida, Fagales, Juglandaceae. Gene Ontology annotation, molecular function: GTP binding; GTPase activity.
ACAUAGAUCACAACCCUCAGUGGUAGUUUGGGUAAUUGACAACGAAGCCAUCUGAUUAUUCUCAAGGCUCUUCUUCGACUCUCUGUUUCUACUGCUUCUUCUCCAGAGACCGAUUCCUUCGGAAAAGUCUGUAAUUAUUUGUCAAGUUUUAUUUUUUUUUUAUUUUCCUACCGAAAAAAAAGAGACAAGCGAGAGAUGGCGAGGAGAGCGGACGAGGAAUACGAUUAUUUGUUCAAGGUGGUACUAAUCGGCGAUUCGGGCGUAGGGAAAUCCAACCUCCUCUCCCGAUUCACCCGCAACGAGUUCUGCUUGGAGUCCAAGUCCACCAUUGGCGUCGAAUUCGCCACCCGUACCCUCCAGGUUGAGGGAAGAACUGUGAAAGCUCAGAUAUGGGAUACAGCAGGCCAGGAGCGAUACCGGGCUAUUACAAGUGCCUACUAUAGGGGUGCCCUUGGAGCACUUCUUGUGUAUGAUGUUACAAAACCAACAACGUUUGAAAAUGUGAGCCGAUGGCUGAAGGAACUGAGAGACCAUGCAGACUCCAACAUUGUCAUCAUGCUAAUCGGCAACAAGACUGAUCUGAAGCAUCUCCGAGCAGUUGCAACAGAGGAUGCUCAGGGUUAUGCUGAAAAAGAAGGCCUUUCAUUCAUUGAGACAUCUGCUCUUGAAGCAACAAAUGUCGAGAAGGCUUUCCAGACAAUUCUUGGUGAGAUAUACAGGAUAAUUAGUAAGAAAUCACUUUCUUCAGGUGAGACGGCACCUGCCAACAUCAAAGAAGGGAAGACUAUUGAAGUUGGGGGAUCAGAGGCCACCACCAAGAAGCCUUGCUGCUCUUCAUCCUGAGGAGAGGAUGACUAAUUCACUAUGAUUUAUAUCCGUUCUCGUUUCAGUUUUUUUAAUCCUUUUUUCCCCCAAUUUUUCAGGAACGUUUUGUUUAUUUUUAUUUUAAGUUUUGGGUACUAUAUUUUGUUGCUGUUUUAUUGAUUGAUUGUGAUUUAUUCAUGGAUGCGUCUUCGACGUUUAUUAGGGUUUCUGAUGGUUUUGUGUGAGUUGUACUGUUUAUUACGAGGAUGGUUAAAAACAACUCAUGGACUAUACCCCUAUUCAUUACUCAAUACGAGAAUAAUUAGAAUGAGGGUACAGUUGAAAGCAA